CAGCAGCAUUCUCCCAGAAGACAAGCGCCGUGCUGCUAUUCACACACCAGUUCCGAUCUCAUUAACUCCGAGGUCUGCUUAUAUAUCGGCGUCAUUAAGUGCAUAUUCUUCUUUCUAAGUUCUUGAACAGCUCGUUUAAAGAUGUUGGCAUGCACCGAAAUGAUCACGAUGUGUCUUCAGUCGGCGAAGCGCGAGCAUCUCCGCUCCAAGCAGCAGCAGCAGCAUCAGAUGCAGGAUGCGGUUCACGGACUGUCCAUCUUUCACGAUAUUUUCCGUCGAGCUGACAAAAACGAUGACGGGAAGCUGUCCUUCGAGGAGUUCAAAGCGUACUUUGCAGAUGGGAUACUGACGACUGACGAGCUGCGCGAGCUCUUCUACUCCAUCGAUGGACGGCAUACAAAUAACCUCGAUACAGACACACUAUCAGAUUACUUUUCCCAGCAUCUUGGAGAAUACCUGGACGUUCUGUCAGCGUUAGAGAAACUCAAUGUCGCCGUCCUAAAGGCCAUGGACAAGACGAAGGAGGAGUACCAGGGCUCGUCGGUUCUGGGGCAGUUUUUUUUGGCAGUGAAUGUAGAAGUGCAGACGCCGGUUGAAGUUAAAGUCCCGGAGCAUCUGGUCAUACAGAAGAACAACAGAAGAUGUGGCCGUCGAGUGCAGAAGAACAUGUGUCUGUCCCCGACUGAUCCGUACUCGGGCAUUCUCACUACCGGCGUUACCGUAGAUACAGAUGAGCACUGGUGCUCUCAGAUCAACAGACUGCAGCAGCUCAUCGACAAACUGGAGUGUCAGAGUCCAAAGUUGGAGCCACUGAAAGAAGAUACACUGGCCAGCACAUACAAAUCAAACAUUCUGCUGGUGCAGAGACAGAUGAGCGUGACAGAGAAUGGUCUCGAGGAGUUCCAGAAGACUCUGAAGACCUACGCCGACACCACCGCCAAUCAGAACGACAACCUCCAUGUGUCCAUCCAGAAGCUUCCUGAGAAGAGCUGCUACAUCAUCUAUGAGUUCUGGCAGGACCGUAUUUCCUGGAUGAGUUAUUUGCAGUCUGACGCCAGUAAGAUGUUCCAGCGCUGCAUCAUAGACAUGCUGGAGGAUCCAGAGAUCGUCUGCACGAUGCUCAUGCCAGCGUCCUGGUGGAUCAUGACAAACAACUAACAGCAGCAAGAAAACACCGCUGAACCCCGAUCUGAAACAUCACCCCAGUGUGUCUUUGAAUUAAUAACUAGACCUAAAAAAUCAGAUGAAUCAUCUGUACGUGUGACACACACACGCCGUUUUUGUGUUGCAUAUUAUUAAUAACGUCUGUCUGAUAGUUCACUGAAAACAAAACAUGUUACACAGGGUUGUGCAUCAUUCAGAACUGAAUUCAGAUGCUUUUACAAAAAAGUUCAAUUCCUGAAUUUGAAUCGAAUUUGCAAACAGGAAGCAAAAAUGUUUGAAUUCAUAGAAAAUGCGACGUAAUUCA
This is a messenger RNA of Sinocyclocheilus rhinocerous, 1468 nucleotides long. RefSeq names its product N-terminal EF-hand calcium-binding protein 1-like. Gene Ontology annotation, biological process: regulation of amyloid precursor protein biosynthetic process. The record is from RefSeq and is a predicted model, not a curated record. NCBI's taxonomy places the organism in Eukaryota, Metazoa, Chordata, Actinopteri, Cypriniformes, Cyprinidae. Gene Ontology annotation, cellular component: cytoplasm; endoplasmic reticulum; Golgi cis cisterna. Gene Ontology annotation, molecular function: calcium ion binding. The transcript is spliced from 14 exons. The coding region runs from base 142 to 1158 and encodes 338 amino acids.